AUGUAUGAGCACGCGAAGGACAGGCAAUUGCUGCUCUUUGUGGAUCCGAAGAGGUAUUAUUCCACGAGUGAAAGCUUGGCAGCUGCGCCCGUUGGGCACCCGAACAUGUUCGCGGCGGUAAGGGAUGUCCUGUUCGAAGAGAAAUACUUUCGCCCGGACAAAGACUUGGUCGUGGUCUUCGACGGGAGGUGCAGCAAGACUGCGGGCUUCAUCAAGGAUCUUGCCACGAAGGCCGUGAAGUCCAAACUCAUCAGCCAGCGGGGGGCACCCGUUCUACGUCUCCUACAUCACAAUGGUGAGUUGAGCAUGCGAAAGAAGCACACCGUUUGCUCGCCUUGCUCCGUUGGCCCGCUUGUUCGUGGCUUCAGCAACCUGAGCCUCAGAAGCGCUGCCAGCUUCGAGUUGAACAAGGUGACCAGGGAAGUGAAAGAAGAGAUCUUCAGUCACAUCUCCUUCGCUUCCACGAGCACCGAGCCGGAGCAGCCGCAACAACCGGCUGCGGCUGGGUCUGAUUCAGAAGAGGAGGAGCCUCGCCAGCAGUACGUGACUUUGGUCCAAUGGGAGCGCCCGGAAGAGGUGUUCGAUGAAUUCAUUCAUCUCUACUCCUCGGCCGGGAUGAACGACGUCGUCGGCGAUCUGGCCGCUGGUUCCGGUGUUGCUUGCCUUGCAGACAUCAUUAGCUGCAGGCGGGACAGUGGCUUCGUGACAAGGAAAGUCCGCACGGUUACUGUUUGUACCACUUGCAGAGCCGUCGCUACCAAUCGUUCCGCUCAGCGUGCCUUGAUCGGCUACGCCGCGUUCCCGAGAACGCCGGAGACAAUCGAUGCUGCAGACACUGUGAUCUUCGAGAAGAGCCAGAACCGCGUCCAGUUCUAUCCAACUAUCUGUGCUGCGAUUUGCUGGAGGAUUCGCGAUAGUCUCUCCGAUGGUGAGCUGAACCACAAGUACAGCAGCCGAGCGAAGACUGCGUAUGAGGUGGUGGCUGUCUUGAAGCAGAGGCAGUUCAGAAUCAUUUCGUGCACAGUGCACUCCACACAGUGGGCAUGGGAGGCGGGCUUCAUUUCCAAUGUGGGAGAGGGCUUCAGCGUGCCGGAGUUCAGACUCGCCGAUCCGGAUUGCAUGGUCCAGCACAUCUCGCUCAAGACUUGGAUGACUAGCAUGGCUGUCGUGUAUGAUUGUGCCUUGGCAGCAGGCCCGGACUUGAAGAUGGAGCCGCGCUCCUGGAACUUCUUGCAAGUUGGUGAUUGUGGCCGAGCUCCAGGGCAGCUCCAGGCACAGGCUGCAGCCUACAUUAUGAAGAACCUCUGCAAGAAGCCGAGUGGGAAGCGGCAUAACGAUGCUGCCAAUCCCAAUGGCCAGGACGAGAUCAUGUUCAGCAGUCUGGAAAUUACUCGCUUUUGGGGCUUCUGGGUCACCCAAGGCAAUCUCACCACCAAUGAUGUGAAAUGGUUCAACUCCCAAGCCACGCCUCCACCGAGCAUGGUGCAUCAUGAUGAGACUGUGAGUCGUAUGCCUAUGUCUGACUUAUACAAUGUGCCAAGCAGCACCAAGUGGUCGCAGCAGCUCACGGUGAAGAAGGGUCACGUGAUGUUCACGCCCGGAGAGGAGGAUGCAAUGGCCUUGUCCGACUACAUGCGCCAGAUGGCCAAGCGUAGCAAGCCUGCGCAGUUGAGCAACCUGAGCCGGCACAUCGACUACCAAGAAUGCCACAUGACAGUGAUUUAA
Symbiodinium sp. CCMP2592 is the source of this 1725-nucleotide messenger RNA. NCBI's taxonomy places the organism in Eukaryota, Dinophyceae, Suessiales, Symbiodiniaceae. The record is from the annotation of a GenBank genome assembly.